AUGAGCCCCAAGACCUACUUCAUCUCCGGCGCAUCCCGUGGCCUCGGCCUUGGCUAUGCUCGCACUCUGCUCGAGAGCAACCCCGAGACUCGCGUCGUCGCCGGCGUCCGCAACCCGGGCAACGCCAAGCUCCUCGACGACCUUGCCGCCCUCCCCGCCAACAAGGGCCGCGUGCUCAUUGUCCAGUUCGACGUCGACUCGGAGGACAGCAUCAAGCGUGCGGCCGAGCAGCUCGCCGAGCACGAGUUCCUCGAUGAUGGCGAGCUCGAGGACGCCGGCCUCGACGCCCUCAUUGUCAACGCCGGCGUCUUUGUUGGUGGCCACAAGCCGCCCUCCGAGUUCUCGUUCGACGACCUGCGCGCCAACCUCAAGACGAACGUCGAGGGCGCCAUCCUCACCGUCCAGCACCUCUUGCCGCUCGUCCGCAGCGGCAAGAGCAAGCAGAUCUUCUUCGUGUCGUCGGUCGUCGCCUCGUUCGGCGGCUUCUACUCGGAGACGGCGGCGGGCGUCGCCUACUCGAUGAGCAAGUCGGCGCUCAACAUGUACGGCCUCAAGCUGUCGAGGGAGCUCGCCGGCGAGGGCUUCACCUGCGUCCUCUUCCACCCAGGCUACGUCAAGACCGACAUGAACUCGUUCGACAACGGCGGCCACAUCACGACCGAGGAGGCUGUCUCGCUCGCCACGAAGAACGUUUUCCUGCCCGCCGAGCCGGCGUGGAACGGCCGGUUCAUGGACUACGAGGGCAACGCCAUGCCUUGGUGA
This is a messenger RNA of Rhodotorula graminis WP1, 762 nucleotides long. RefSeq lists its product as uncharacterized. The transcript has 7 exons. Gene Ontology annotation, molecular function: oxidoreductase activity, acting on the CH-OH group of donors, NAD or NADP as acceptor. The coding region runs from base 1 to 762 and encodes 253 amino acids. Lineage: Eukaryota; Fungi; Basidiomycota; Microbotryomycetes; Sporidiobolales; Sporidiobolaceae. The record is from RefSeq and is a predicted model, not a curated record.